This is a messenger RNA of Linum trigynum, 1110 nucleotides long. Lineage: Eukaryota; Viridiplantae; Streptophyta; Magnoliopsida; Malpighiales; Linaceae. The record is from the annotation of a GenBank genome assembly.
AUGGUUUCUGAUUGUUUCCCAAAUAGCGACAUUGCGGAUGGCCAUCAAUGGUUGGAACGUUUGAAGAAAUUUCGUCAUCGAUGGUGUUCUUUAUGGUUGAGAGAUCAAUUCACAGCCGGGAUGUUGACUACGCAAGCUAGUGAGUCGUGCAAUGCACAAGUGCGACUUUUCUUGAAGCCGAGGCAUGAUUUGGACUUGUUUUUCAUUCACUUUAGCAGUUUGUUGGCUGACAAAAGACGCAAGGAGACAGAGUCAGACUACAAUGCAAAACAAUCGAUUCCUUAUAUAAUGUUGGAGAAUAGCCCGAUCCUCCAACAUGCGGCAAAAAUCUUUACUCCUAAAAUUUUCGAAAAGAUACAGAAGCAGUAUUUGGUGGCUGAAUCCUAUAUAAUAAAGAAGCUCUCAGAUAAUAGGGAUGAUGGCAUGAUUGGCUACCUCAUAUAUAUGAUGGAGGAUAGUGAGCGUAGUGAUGAGCGUGUCGUCCUCGUAGAUAUUUCUACGACGACCUUGGUAUGCGAAUGCAGAAUGUUCAGAACUUUAGGAGUGUUAUGCCGCCACAUGAUUAAGGUGAUGCGGCUUCUUGGAGAUUUUGGGGAAGCAAGUAUGAGAAGUAUUCCGGAUCAUUACAUACUCAAGCGAUGGACGUUGGAGGCGAGAGAGAGAGAAGUUUUUGAUGUCGAUGGUUCUGUUGGUCCUUCAGCUCCCAGUGAGAAUGAUGCGGGAAAAGGUAUAGCAAUGCGGUACCGGGAAACCACUGCAAUGUUGAAUCAGCUAGCAAUGAAUAUGUCGAUGGCCGAUGAGAAGGACUACAAUAAGUGGAUGGGAGUACUCAAGAAAGUGUGCAAUGAGGCAAACAAGGCAUUGUCAAAGACUAUAACUAGCGAGGACAGACGAUCUGUACCGAUAACUGGGCUGACUUUGAAGGAGAAGAGUAAUCCAAGGAGUCACGGUAAGGAACGUUACAAGUCUACGAAUGAAAAGGAACGUCGUCGAAAGAAACGUGAAUAUAGGAAGAGAAUGAAAUCCAUUGUAGUGGUCACGGCGGACGACACUGCUCACUCGGAUGGUCAUCUUAGUGAUUUGGAUGAUAAUAUUGCUCAAUGGUUAUGA